Messenger RNA from Zophobas morio, 1175 nucleotides. RefSeq names its product acidic mammalian chitinase-like (gene Cht11). The transcript is spliced from 6 exons. Gene Ontology annotation, biological process: chitin catabolic process; carbohydrate metabolic process. Gene Ontology annotation, cellular component: extracellular region. Gene Ontology annotation, molecular function: chitin binding; chitinase activity. The record is from RefSeq and is a predicted model, not a curated record. The coding region runs from base 20 to 1123 and encodes 367 amino acids. Lineage: Eukaryota; Metazoa; Arthropoda; Insecta; Coleoptera; Tenebrionidae.
CAUUACCAAACCAUUCAACAUGAUCUUCAAGCUUCUUCUCGUUUUCUCAGCUGUACUAAUUUCAGCACACCAGACCAGCGCUGCAACAGACAAAAUCAUCUGCUUCUUUGCCAGCUGGGCUGGUUACAGAAACGGCGAUGGCUCCUUCAAACCAAAUAACAUCGACCCCAAUCUUUGCACCCACGUUUUCUACGCUUUCUUGGGCGUAGACACCGACGGAAGUCUCAAAAUUCUGGAUUCUUGGAACGAAAUAGACCUAGGUGGCCUUCAAAAUGUAGAAAGUUUGAAAUCAGUGAAUCCAAACUUAAAAGUACUUGUCAGCAUUGGUGGUUGGAAUGCUGGAAAUGCUAUUCUAAAUGGAGUCGCUGCAUCUUCUACACUUAGGGCUAAUUUGAUUGCGAGCUGCAUCUCAUUCUUCCAACAAUGGGGCUAUGAUGGUAUUGAUAUCGAUUGGGAAUAUCCAGUCAACAGUGAUAAGGCAAAUUUUGUCAAACUUUUGCAAGAAAUGAGAACCGCAUUUGACGCAAACAAUUAUCUGAUAUCUGUGACCGUGUCUGCCACUCCCCUUUCUUCGUAUGAUGUACCACAAAUUACAGCUGUUGCAGAUUUGAUUAACAUCAUGAGCUACGACUACCAUGUAGCCGGACAAGGAGGAGUCACUGGUCAUAACGCUCCACUUUAUGGACCCGAAAGUGUUAAUACUUCUGUUCACGCAUGGUUGGAUGCUGGAGCUGACAGCGCCAAACUAAGUCUCAGCGUACCAUUCUAUGGACAUUCUUUCACUCUCGCUGAUGAAACCAAACACGGAAUUGGAGAUUCAGCAACCACUGGAAUUGGUGGUCCCUUGACCCAAAGUCCCGGUGUGUUGGGUUACAAUGAGAUUUGCGAAUACUAUAAUGACUGGACUAGAGUUUGGGACGAUGAAGCUCAAGUUCCUUACAGCUACGAUAGCUUCAACUGGGCUAGCUUUGACGAUCCAGAAUCUAUUGGAAUAAAGGCCAAGUACGCUGCUGACAAUGGACUGGCUGGUGUUGCUAUUUGGUCUAUUGAUACUGAUGAUUUCCAUGGAUCUUGUGGUACUGUAGACGUGUUGCUCCAAGCUAUCAAAAAUAACAUUGAUUAAAAUAUAUUUGUAUCCAACAUUCGUCAAUAAAACAUUUUUAAGAAAAAUAAAA